This is a messenger RNA of Rotaria sordida, 621 nucleotides long. NCBI's taxonomy places the organism in Eukaryota, Metazoa, Rotifera, Eurotatoria, Philodinida, Philodinidae. The record is from the annotation of a GenBank genome assembly.
AUGGCUGGAAGAAAAAAAGCUUUACUUAAAGUUAUUGUAUUAGGUGAUAGUGGUGUUGGUAAAACAAGUUUAAUGGGACAAUUUGUUUUACAUAAAUUUUCAAAUCAAUAUAAAGCAACAAUUGGUGCAGAUUUUUUAACUAAAGAAGUACAAAUUGAUGAUCGUCUUGUAACAAUGCAGAUUUGGGAUACAGCUGGUCAAGAACGUUUUCAAAGUUUAGGUGUAGCUUUUUAUCGUGGAGCUGAUUGUUGUAUACUUGUUUAUGAUGUUACAUCACCGAAUUCAUUUAAAUCAUUAGAUAGUUGGAGAGAUGAAUUUCUUAUUCAAGCUGGCCCACGUGAUCCAGAAAAUUUCCCAUUUGUAGUAAUUGGAAAUAAAACUGAUCUUGAUAAUCGUACGGUUCAAGCCCGUAAAGCACUUAAUUGGUGUGCAGACAAAUCUAAUAUUCCACAUUUUGAAACAUCAGCUAAAGAAGGUGUCAACGUUGAAAAAGCUUUUGAAACCGUUGCACGUAAUGCAUUAGCACGUGAAAAGGAUAUUGAUCCAACACCAGAUUUUCCAUCACCAAUACGACUUCCAGAACAAAAUCAACCUACGAAUAAAGAUAAAUGUCCAUGUUAA